UGUGGGCUAAAGCGACCGCCGUGGUUGGCCCAGGAAGAAGGCGGGGUUAAGGAGUCGGAGAGGAAAGGCGCUUGAUCGGCGCAGGGGCCUGCUUGCCCGGGGAUAAAGUCCAAUUUGUGGGGAGGGAAGAAGCGAGAACAACGGCUUCUACCGGAGAGUAACCUUGGAGGAAUACACCUUUUAAGAGAUGUCUUCGCUGAAGGGUAAAGUCCAAACUGUGUUGGGCCUUAUAGAGCCUAGCCAGCUUGGCUACACUAUGACCCAUGAGCACUUGACAAUGAACUACAGCUGCUGUUACUUCCCACCUCCUUCAGGCCAGGAAGCACUAUCUGAAACACCCAUUGAGAUGAAGAAUUUGUUUUGGCUUAAGCAGAAUCCUUAUAGCCACAAAGAGAAUCUUCUCCUGUGUCAAGAGAUAAAUGCUGUGAGGGAAGAGCUGUUGCAUUACAAAGCUGCAGGUGGUGGGACCAUAGUGGAAAAUACAACCACUGGGAUCAAGAGAGAUGUGAAGGCCCUAAAACAGCUUGCAGAAGAAACGGGUGUCCAUAUUAUUGCUGGAGCUGGUUUUUAUGUGGAUGCCACUCAUUCUCCUGAAACACGAGCUAUGUCUGUGGAGCAGCUGACAGAGGUUAUAGUUAAUGAAGUUCUAAAUGGAGCUGAUGAAACCAACAUAAAAUGUGGUGUAAUAGGAGAAAUUGGCUGCUCUUGGCCUCUGACAGAGGGUGAAAACAAAGUACUUCAGGCGACAGCACAUGCCCAGUCACAGCUUGGCUGCCCUGUCAUAAUUCAUCCUGGCAGGAAUAGUGAUUCACCUUUCCAGAUCAUUCGAAUUUUGCAGGAAGCUGGGGCUGAUGUCUCAAAAACCGUCAUGUCUCACAUGGACAGGACUAUAUUUGAUGAGAAGAAACUGCUGGAGUUUGCUCAGCUUGGAUGCUACUUAGAAUAUGACCUCUUUGGAACAGAAUUCAUUUUCUACCAAAUGAAUCCUGAUAUUGAUAUGCCAAGUGACAAUGAAAGAACUUUAAGGGUUCGGAUGUUGAUUGAUGAAGGCUAUGAAGACAAAGUUGUGAUUGCUCAUGACAUACACACAAAAAAUAGAUUGAAAAAAUACGGGGGUCAUGGAUAUGCUCAUAUACUUGAAAACAUAGUACCAAAAAUGUUAGUUAGAGGCAUAUCUCAAAAUAAGAUUGAUAAGUUAUUGGUAGAAAAUCCCAAACAAUGGUUGACUUUUAAAUAGGGACUUUUAAGUAUUUGUGUGACUAGAUUUCUUCUGUGAAACUGGUAAAUUGAAACCUAAAUUCUUUGGAAAAAAACUGCAGUAUUAGUAAGGCUCCUGCAAAUCUGGCAUCUAGAGUAGAAUAAGGACAUCAUAUACCUACUGUCUAUGCCCAUCCCUCUCCAUAGUUUCUGAUCCAGUGGGUGGGGGCAGUUUUUAAACCACAGCUUUGCUAAAGGGUCAUUUUAUCUGCAUAAGUAUUUGCUUGGCAAGUAUGGUAGAUUCAUAUCACUCUGUUCCACAUACUAUUUUUCCUAAAAUCACCAUUGCCUGCUUUAAAUACUCCCAACAGCCUUGAACAGCCUGAUGCUGUGCAAGGGCCAAGACUGAUGUAGUAAUUAUGAUGGCUUCUGCUGCCUUGUUCUGGAGUUAAGCCCCAGAACUGUUGCUAGACACUUACUCUUAAUCCUAGCCGGGAUCCCGUAACCCUCAUCUGCGUGCCUAAGCCCUUUAAUGCAUACACAGGAAUUUCCCCUUUUUUUCUUUCAGCUUCACUCCUGUGAUGACACUGGAAAGCAUGGAUGGGAACCUUUGACCUUCCAGAUGUUGUGGGACUACCACUCCCAUCAUUCCUGACCAUUGGCUAUGCUGGCUGGGGUUGAUGGGAGUUGUGUUCCAAUAAUAUAUGCAGGGCUACAGGUUUCCCAUCCCUGUUCUAGUGUCACUGAUAUUAAUGAGGGUCUGCUGAAGAAAAGGAAGGAAUCAUGAGUGCAAAGAGAAACGUGAGAAUAUUUGGUCAACUUUUCUUGAAACAUAUGCAUCAUGGUCAGUAGCCCAGUAUAUUUGUAUUUCUAAUUUAUAUGAUCAAAACACCUUACCCAUGCCUCCUUCCCUAUUUUGAUUUUUCCUUUUUAUAUUUUGUUGGAAUUUUACUAUUGUGUUUAAAAAAUUAGUUAAAGAUAUGAUUAGGGCUAUAAGUAAAAAUUGAGGUAGCAUUUUCUAAAAAAAUCUGGGUGUUUUGAAGAUGUAUCAGCUGCACUGCUUGAAGAAUUUCCCAUGCAUGCAUAUUUAUUUCCAAAUAAAAUGACUGCCGUCUCAGAAUUCCACAGCCCUAUCCAUGUUAACUCAGAUGUAAGCCCCACUUAAUUCAAUGGAGCUUAUUCCCAAAUAGGUGUGUGCAGGGGUGCAGACUGCUUCCCUCUGAAAUGAUUUUUAUCCUACUAUUGAUGCUUCCAUUAAUUAUCCACUAAUUAUUAUUUAAUUAUUGUUGUUUACAAAACCAUGCUUAAAUGAUAUGUGCAUAAAAUUGAAGAUAACAAUUGAAGCUUAAAAAUACUACAUUGGUGAGUUACAAACUGAAAAUAUUUUUAAAUAGCAUUUUAAGGGAUGGAAUGGAAAAUAGUAUCUACGUGAAUAAAAUCAUUUGAAAGCCUCUAAUGCACACUAGCCUCAAGUGAAAACACUAGUGAGUACUUAAAUCUCACUGAAAAUCAGUUGCUGAAACCUCAUAGAAUGAGGUGUCCUUACUUAGAUUUAAACAUGCUUACCUCUGUGUCAAAUAUUGGUCAGUGUGCUUAAGUGAAACAAAAUCUUGUUUAUUGUAUUAUGGGAUAACAAUGGAGCUAAAUUUCACUCUUAUGCUUUUAGAAAUGUUUGUCACAAAUUAUUGUGAAGAGAUAAUACCAAAAAUCUAAAUAUGUAAUAACAAUUUAAUGAGCUAAUGUACCCAAGCCUAUAAUUUACAAAUCAGUUUGUCAAGAUGUGGUUUAAAAGAGAAAAGUUUGCUUUUUCAUUGUUUCUGUCAUUCUAACCAGAGAGACAUGCUGAUUUAGCUAAAGAAAGUGUUACCUGUUUUAAAAUGUGAGUCUAACAUCCUGUGGCAAUAAAUUACCAGUGUUUCA
Messenger RNA from Rhineura floridana, 3117 nucleotides. RefSeq names its product phosphotriesterase related (gene PTER). The record is from RefSeq and is a predicted model, not a curated record. Gene Ontology annotation, molecular function: zinc ion binding. Gene Ontology annotation, biological process: catabolic process. The coding region runs from base 188 to 1237 and encodes 349 amino acids. The transcript has 5 exons. NCBI's taxonomy places the organism in Eukaryota, Metazoa, Chordata, Lepidosauria, Squamata, Rhineuridae.